Salvia splendens (bonfire salvia) is the source of this 1216-nucleotide messenger RNA. RefSeq lists its product as uncharacterized. Gene Ontology annotation, molecular function: nuclear import signal receptor activity. The record is from RefSeq and is a predicted model, not a curated record. Gene Ontology annotation, cellular component: nuclear speck; cytoplasm. Gene Ontology annotation, biological process: maintenance of protein location in nucleus; response to red or far red light. The transcript is spliced from 2 exons. Bases 583 to 1095 code for a protein of 170 amino acids. NCBI's taxonomy places the organism in Eukaryota, Viridiplantae, Streptophyta, Magnoliopsida, Lamiales, Lamiaceae.
ACUCAACAUUUAAUUAUGGAAUUUAAUUAGGGUUUGAAAUUGUGAAAAAACAAAUCAUGGAUUUGAUUUUCUUGAAUGCAAAACAGAGAGUUUGAUUCUGUUUGAGAAGAAUUUGAUCCAUGGGUGGGAUCAAAAGACUUGCCCUAAUUUGUCUUCAUUCAAUCAAUGUAGCAGGGAUCAGAAGACUUGCUCUGAUCUGAUCACGAGUGUUUAGGGGUUUUGUUACUCUUCACAAUAUAUAUGUAGGGUCAAUAUAUGCAUACUUUCUUGAUGGGGGCAGCAUGUUUCUUGUAUGUUGUCAGUGUAAAAGAGCCAUCUUUGUGCAAUCAAUCUUGCUGAUGCUGCUGUUUCUAUUGCUAUUGCUUGAAUAUGGUGUAUAUCUGAUUAUGCUUUAUGCGAUCUUACUAGCCAGAGGAGCUGUUUUUGUAUUCUAAUCCAAUGGCUUGGCGUGUUAAGUCGAUUAUAAGACUGGUUGUUUUCUAUACACCAGCAUUGCUUCCUUGAAGAAGAAAAGAAAACAGCAAGAUUCACAGCCGGAGAAGCAUCUAGCAAAGCACGUUUGUCGAGAGAAGGUAGAAGGCGAUGAACCUGCUAGAGGUUGCGAAUCAGAGCCAGAAUCCACAAACAGCAACAGCUUCCACAGCAACUAUGCAGACUCGUUCAUGUGCAGCGAUGAUGAAGAUAAAACUGAUGGAUGGUUUCAAGAAACGUGCACAUCUGAUGAGCUUGCUGCCUCAUCUGCUAGCUGGGCUGCUACCUCUUCCGGUGCCAGCCCCUAUUCCUCGGAGUAUAGGUCUUUUGUCAAUUCAAGCACCCGCGACCCCAGAGUCCUUGUCUAUGAACAUGAAUGAGGAUCAACAUGAUCAGCACGAUGUGGGAUUCGGAUGGGAAGGCCACGCUGAGAUCGAGCUGUACACAGAUAAGGAGCUUGAGGAUCUGCUCUACUCGAACGGGGCAGCCCCCGGUGGUACCUUUAUUCUUUCAUCCGGAAGGUGGUCUGUCGAUCAAGGUGCAAGAGCUAUGCAAGAGGAGGGUAAGAAAAAGCUGAAAAUUGAUAAGGAGUUUGAGCAAUUUUUUUCUAUGCUUAUGCUUUAGCAAAAGAAUUUAGUUUAGGGUCUUUCAACUAUUAAUUAGGAAUAGUAUUUGAAUCAUUUGUGUAUACAUUUGAGAUCGUCAUUGGCUUUCAAAUAAGUCAUAGAAAUCUUGAAUCUUGCAA